AUGGAGGGGCCUUCGGGAAGCUCAGUCUCAAGCCAGCCUUUCAUAGGAAGACUCACAAGAAGUAUGUUACCCUACAAAUUACAGAAGAGAAGAGAGACCCUGCUUGCCCAGAUCAAGAUAAAGACCAAGGCCAAACACAGAUCUGGUGCUGCUCCCAAAGAUCCUGUGAGGUUGACUAGUUGCAUCUUCCCACGUCCUGUGACUGUAAUAACUUCACACCCUGAGAAUAAGACCAGGUACAGGAAAGACGAAGAAAAGCUGAAGAAACCCCAGCAGCUCUGUGCAUUAAAGAGACUGCAGAAACAUAAAGCUGAAGACAGUGAAGCUUCAUUUCCAUUGAAGCUUACAAACCCUAUAGAAAGGAUUGCACAGGGAAUGCAGGAUAAAGCCAAUGACCAAAGCAGUGUUGAAGAUCAACUCAAUCCUGGAGAAGGCACCUCUGUCCAACCCCCAUGCUUGGAAAACACUGAGCAAGUAGAUCUUCAGGUGUCACCAUCUUUCUCCAGUCAAGGGGUAACACUGCCAUUGCCUCUUCAUCUGUUACCAUCUUACUGCAUACAAAAAGUAACAACUUCAGACAUUUUGAAACAGAUCUGGAAGGUAAAGAAAGCCAGGAAGAGACUGGCAGAGGCCUUGGAGGCAGACAGGCUUGCCAGACAGGCUGAGAACAUGAAGGAACAAAGAUAG
Arvicanthis niloticus (Nile rat) is the source of this 687-nucleotide messenger RNA. The record is from RefSeq and is a predicted model, not a curated record. Lineage: Eukaryota; Metazoa; Chordata; Mammalia; Rodentia; Muridae.